ACUACUAUCUAUUGUCCAUACCGUACCGUACCUACCGAGAUAAGAAAAAUAUAAAAUCAAAAAUUACUUCUAUUUUAGAUUGAAAAUAUUUACAUUUUAAACUAUUUUAUCAAUAUUUUUCAAUUACAACUUUCAUCUCUAGAUCCUCUUAGAAUAUGAACAAUGUUUGUCUGUUAUGACAUGUAAAAGUCAAUAAUUAUAGAGAUUUGGUAAAUAUUUGUGCUAGAAUUCCAUUUAUGUUUAUUAAACAUAAAUCAAAAAAUUUUGAGUCUUUGUUAAUACUAAUCAAUCCAUUCUUUAAACUAUAUGACACCUGAAAAUACACAUUAUAACUAAGAAAAAUGUCGGAAGUAAAGAGAAGAAACAAACAAAGUAUUAGCACCGACAAAAUCUUAGAGUCUGAAGAAAAAAAAGCUAAAGAAAAAGCCUCACCAAAUAAAAAUUUACCUCUAAGGAUUCUUUCUCGAACUGUAGUUAUAUUUUCACUAUUGAUAAUUGUUUAUAUGUCAGCAAAAGAUAAAACAAAAAUUUUUGCCAAACAAACGGAAGUAAUUCCAGGGAAAGGAUUGAUUAUUGAGUGUUCCUCUGAAUAUAUGAAAGAAUUAGAUGAAUAUGAAGGCUGUGCACCAAAAAAUUGUAAAAGAUAUGUUACCGAUACUGUUAUAUCUACAAAAGAAGCUGACGAGCUUCUGAAUAUGGCGAAGAGAGGUUUAAAACAUGGAGGUUCUCUAGGAGGGGCAUCAAUAUUAGACCUACAUAGUGGCGCCUUAUCGAAGGGCUCAAAUUUUGUAAAUUUCUAUAAAUUGAAAGAAAUGAAAAAUAUCUUUGAUCAGAAUGAUUUUAACACUUUUAGGGUGGUGAAGGACAAAAUUAGAUAUGCUAUUGCUCAUCACUUUGGAGUGCAGCCAACUAAAAUAUAUUUGACAUAUCCCACAUUCUUUUCGGAGAUAAGCACAAAGAAAGCCGUUACAAUCCACGAUGAAUACUGGCAUCCCCAUGUUGAUAAAGAGUCCUACAAGUCAUUCCAUUACACAACGCUGCUCUAUUUGGGCGAUUACAAUAUAGACUUUAAAGGUGGCCAGUUUGUUUUCAUUGAUAGCAACUACAACUAUACAGUUGAACCUCGUAAGGGCAGAUUAAGCAUGUUUACCAGUGGGGCUGAGAACUUACACCAUGUUCAGAAAGUUACAUCCGGAGUGAGAUAUGCAAUGACUAUAUCGUUUACAUGUAACAAAAACUAUGCUAUAGCAGAUCCCGGUGUUGAAAAAUAUAUUUCAUAGCAUUCCAAAUAAAAUAUAUGAAGUA
This is a messenger RNA of Danaus plexippus (monarch butterfly), 1305 nucleotides long. RefSeq names its product 2-oxoglutarate and iron-dependent oxygenase domain-containing protein 3-like. The transcript has 4 exons. NCBI's taxonomy places the organism in Eukaryota, Metazoa, Arthropoda, Insecta, Lepidoptera, Nymphalidae. Bases 342 to 1280 code for a protein of 312 amino acids. The record is from RefSeq and is a predicted model, not a curated record. Gene Ontology annotation, molecular function: iron ion binding; oxidoreductase activity, acting on paired donors, with incorporation or reduction of molecular oxygen; L-ascorbic acid binding. Gene Ontology annotation, cellular component: membrane.